This is a messenger RNA of Topomyia yanbarensis, 4720 nucleotides long. It is a transcript of the gene Nup154, whose product is annotated as nuclear pore complex protein Nup154. The record is from RefSeq and is a predicted model, not a curated record. Gene Ontology annotation, biological process: RNA export from nucleus; protein localization to nuclear inner membrane; transcription-dependent tethering of RNA polymerase II gene DNA at nuclear periphery. The coding region runs from base 253 to 4446 and encodes 1397 amino acids. Gene Ontology annotation, cellular component: nuclear pore inner ring; nuclear pore. NCBI's taxonomy places the organism in Eukaryota, Metazoa, Arthropoda, Insecta, Diptera, Culicidae. Gene Ontology annotation, molecular function: protein binding; structural constituent of nuclear pore. The transcript has 10 exons.
GUGGAAGUGACAGUCCGCCACUGCCGUAGCCCGCCGAUUGCUCGUUGAUUUUUCGAUUUCACUGCGGCAGCUGUCAUUUCAAAGAUCUAAGUGCGAGUUAGAAGAGAAGAAUUCGUUUUUUAUUGAAGAAUUUAGUAGCGAACUACUUUAAAUAGUGACGAAAUUCAACAGCGUGUGAACAGAUAUCAGUACUUGUACUGAGUGUAGUGAUUGUGUGUGCAUUUUCUUGGGACAAAUAGAAAAUAGUCUGCAAUGAGUCUAUCGGAGUCUACCGCCUUGGUUGACUCGCUAGAGUUUGCCGGUACCAUGCUGGAGCGUCAUGACAUUGCGGACUGUUCAACGCCUGGUCUGUUGGAAGUAACUGGUAUACGGCAGUCAGGCGUUGCAACAGCAAGCGGACUAAAUGAUUUUGACUAUCAGAAUUUGUCCAGUCUGUCCUUGGGGUUGAAAAAUUUAAACCAACUAUCGACGGCGAAUAAGAUCCCAAUUCCUCCAGAGAUAAUGGAACAUUUCAAACAUAUAAAAUGCCACUGUAUGAUGGGGUUAUUUCCGGAAAUUGGACGGGCUUGGUUGACCAUUGACUCAGAUAUUUAUAUUUGGACGUACGAGCAAAGCAGAGACGUUGCUUAUUUCGACGGGUUAUCCCAUCUGAUUGUGAGCGUGGGUUUGGUGACACCCAAGUCGGGCGUUUUUAUUGCCGACGUGAAAUAUUUGUUGGUGCUGACUACACCAAUUGAGAUCGUUAUUCUGGGGGUGACUUUUGGUGAUUCUAAUGCUUCCCCCAAUCGUUCAAUCAUGUCUUCCACCGAAGAGAUGCAGUUACUUAAUAAACCAAUAUUUGUGCUGAAUACGGAUAACAUUGCCAUUACCUGUAUCGAAGGAAACGCAGACGGUCGGAUAUUUCUGGGUGGUCGGGAUGGUUGUUUGUAUGAGAUUUCUUAUCAAGCUGAAUCGAAUUGGUUUGGAAAACGUUGCAAAAAGGUGAACCAUUCUCAAGGGCUUAUGUCCCAUCUAGUUCCUGGAAUAUUCAAGGUUUUUUCAGAGAAUGAUUCUAUUUCAAAAAUUACUAUUGACAACUCACGCAAACUGUUAUACACUUUAACCGAAAAAGGAGCUAUAGAAGCCUGGGAUGUUGGAGUGGAUACCAACUCCGUUAGACGAAUCGCUAGGAUUUCCCAAAACGAUAUCGCUUCCAGUGCGGCAAAUAUUCUGCGUACCAUUGAACCAUCUAUUUUCAAGCCUGUCACCGCCUUGUGUCCACUUUCGAUGGAAGAUUCUCCACAGUUUCAUCUAAUAGCCAUAACACAAACGGGUGUACGCUUCUAUUUUUCUACGGUUCCUGUUUUGUUCGGUGUCCAACAACAACAGCAACAGCCAGGAUCACCAGUGUUUGAGCAGCGACCACAAGGGCUCUACUUAUUACACGUUCGUCUUCCACCGGGUUAUACACCGAACACAACCGUCGGGAAGCCAAAACAAGUACAUUCUGCUUUUUACAGUCAAGGAUCUUUACUAAUGGUGUCGACUCCGCAAGCUGAUCAAGAUUUACUCUGGUCGCUCAGCUCAGAACCGUUUCCAUCCAGACAGAACCUAGUGGAAUCAUCGACCGUAAUGACCAUGGAUGGGCAGGUUUGGGCAAUUGCGGAAGUAAAGCCUAAAGAUAAAGUAACAGUAGAGACACCACUCCGCGCUGCUCAAGUUCCCAACAAGGUUGCACUGUUGACAAAUCAAGGCGUACACAUUGUUUCUCUGCUCAAAUCAGUGGAUAUUCUCCAGCAACUGUUGCUUUCUUGCCAUGGUCCGCACAACGAAGCGGUCAAAGCGUACUUUCAAGUGCAAACUGAACCACAAGCAUGUGCUACUAGUCUACUUUUGGCAUGUAUCGAAACUUUUAAGGGAACUGAACUUGGAGACUGGGCCACACAGGCUUUUAUUUUGUAUGGCGGUGAACCGUAUUUCGAGGUCGGAGCUUAUAUGGGUGGACAUUCAACGGCUACAAGGCCGCUGAGCUUUAAUUCGCCGGCAAGUGGAUUUGUUGAGUCGCAGCCCGGUGGACCCCGGAUGUACAUGUCAACGCCGUUUUCUGCAGCUAGGCCAACAUCAUCAGUUCAGCCGAAUAUAAUGCAACAAACGCAGUACCCUGGUGGCUCGAUGUCUUCUCCAAUGAGCCACAGUUUCAACAAUAACCUACCCAUGUCAACAGAUUCGUCUAAUUUUCAUUAUUCCGCAAAACAUGCCGGCUUAUAUCUGCACAUGUCUCGGUUGCUUCGGUCCAUUUGGCGAAAGCGCUGCAUCGACGAAAAGUUACACACCACAAUCAGUCAACAGGAUUGUGCCCAAAUUCUGGAGGAUUUGUAUGCCAUCAAGCGAUUCCUGGAAUCAAUUACAUUAUCCAAUCUAGUUGGACUGAUCGGAAAAAACGUAACCAAUGCUGGCACUGUAGGAUGCCCACCCGGAGGCUACCUUCAACAGCAACAACAACAACAGCAGCAUCAACAUGCCAUGUCUAUGUUAUCUCCGGGCCUCGGCAGCGGGAUGCAAGGUUCGUACGGUCAGCAACAAUAUGGUAGCCAGAAUAUAUUCUCCGGGGGCUCGGUUCAACAGAAGAAUACGGUCGAAGAAGCAUUGGCUGAAGAGAAAAAAUCUUUGGAUGCAUUAAUUCGUUUGAUUAAGCACUCUUGUGAAGUUUUGGCUUUAUGGAAGAUUCUCUGCGAACACCAGUGUCAUUUGUUGAUAUCCAAGCUGAGUAAAGAACAACAAUCAGUACUGCAGUCCUGCACCUUCCGAGAUCUAAUCCUAUCACGCUCGGAUCUGUGCGGGCUACUAAUUGUCACAUUGAUCAACUCUUAUCUGAAUGACAAUGCUAGCGUGGGAUCAAUUUCAUCAAAGCUGCGUGAAGUUUGUCCAAAUUUGUACCGCCAUGAGGACGCUGUUUCACACAAAGCAGCCGAAAUUUUGCUGCUCUCAAAGACCUGCAAUGAUCCUGACGAGAAGGACGAACGUCUCAAAACUGCCCUGCAGUUAUGCAAAAGUGCUGCGCCAAAUCUACCAUUAUCUUCCAUUUGUCAACAAUUCACCAUUGCUGGAUUCUACACUGGUGUUAUCGAGCUUUGUUCGAUUUGCGCUGCGAAGAGUGACUCGAACGAUGCUGCGUUACAUUUCUACCGGAACAAUGAACCUGUUGAAGAUCAGGAAGGUUUCAUGGCGUUCCAAGGCCGAAUGAAUUGCUACAAGGAGAUUAAACUUAUGCUCGAGCAUGUUUACUCUAAUGUGUGCAAUAGUAAAACGACCAGCAUCUAUCCUUCGCUGGAGAGUGUCGACCGGGACAAGCUGGCUAAUACUCAGCUGAUUUCAAUAAUUAGCCUAUCACUACAAUGCCAGGAUCAAUUGCUGCACAUUGCCGUAUACGAGUGGCUGCUGUCCCGUAAUCUUUUAGGAGAAUUACUUGAAAUAGGCGAACCUUCGUUAGGAGCCUUCCUUGGGAGAGCGGUAAACCGAACGCCAGAUAACCUGGUGCUAGCAGAUUUGCUCUGGAAGUACCAUGAACGCAACGGUCAGCAUGCAGCUGCUGCGAAAAUUCUCGAUAAGCUAGCAAACAUUCCGAGCGAAUCAAUAUCCUUACAGCAACGAAUUGAGUAUCUUGCCCGUGCUGUUAUGUGUAUGCGAAGUGACACCGUCGGUUAUUCGGCUCACAAUGGCGUUUUGCUUAAGGAUCUAGAGGAUAAGCUGGAAGUUGCUCAAAUACAGAAGCAAAUUUUCGACGCCAUGUCCAUAAUUCCUGAUAAAAGCUUAACACAGGCGGCAUUGCGGAUGCUCAAUUCCACAUUGUACAACCUGACUCAGCUGUAUUCGGAUUUCGCCGAACGUUUCGAGCUAUGGGAGUGUAAACUGACCAUCUUGAACUGUUCGCAUCAUAACGAUCCGCUACUGAUCGAAUCCGUUUGGACGCACAUUCUGGACAAAGAGCUGGAAAAGCCGGACAGUAACACCGAACGUUGUCGCAGACUGCUGUCCAAAGUAAAAAGUCUAGCGCUGGAAUAUGAAAGUUCUGGUCACUGCUUUCCGUUGUCGUUCAUCGUACGGGAGCUCGAGCUUAGAUGCUUUCGCUUGAAGUUAUUUGAGUCUCCUGUCCCGGAAGCGUUAAUCGAGAUGAAUUUGGACAUUGAUGCGUUGCUCAAUAUUUACUCAAGACUUAUCUCAAUGAACGAGCGCGUUUGGGUCACGGACGAAGAUGAACUAUAUCUAGUUCGAUCAACAGCAAAACUACUGUCGAUAGUAGCCUCCCAGCCGAAUUUGGUGCCGCUAAAAGAUCGCCGGAAGGUGAUAGCCAAAUCGCAGGACCUCAUAUCCGCUUGUUUAAGCAUACUGUACACCAAACCGGAUGGCCAGGCACACGUGGAUAAUCUUCGCGAUACGCAGUCUAAGCUGAAUCGAAUCCACUGCUAGCAGGUGGCGCGGUUUUCAACGAGCCUAUGACUGCUGUAGCUAUAGUAGGAUGGUCUGCUACUGCGUUUGCUACACUAUUGUUGUACUGCCCUUUACUGUUAAUUAAAGCUUGUGUUAGCUCUGUCACAAUAUAUUUGUUUGCAAUUAUUGCAAGAUAUUGUAUAUUUAGCGCACAGUAGUUUGUUGCACAUUCAGGAGGAAAGUAUACAAAUAUAGUAACGCCUGUUUUAUAAUGACAAACUGAACUCGUAAUAAAUGGAAAUUCUGAUCCAAA